GUUUAACGCUAAAUCAGUUCAGGUCCAGGGUUUGUCAAUAUAUAUAUAUAUAUAUAUUUUUUUUUCUAGUGAAGCAUCAGGGGUUUGUCAAUAACGUCCAAUGGGCCUUCAGCGAGGCACAGGUCAUAUUCAGUGAAAAUGAAGUGAGCUGUCUGAGAACAUCUGACUUGGCGGACAGCUGACCUUUAUCGGAUCAACACAUUGAACAAUGGCACUGAUUCUUUCAGAAGGAACAGAGUCUCUAAGCAGCUCCUUUUGCUGCACUCUUCAUUUGCUCUUGCAGCUGCAGGAAGUUGAGCAACUCAGCCCACAAGUGUGCCACAGAAAUAUACCCAGAACAAGAUAAGGACCAGACACUACUGAGGCCAGUUACUAGCUCUUCUUUUGGAUCCAGAGAGCGUGAAACAUCUGUCAGAAGAGCAACAGAGUAAAGCUGAAGUUAGAAGGUCUCCUUCACCUCCCUGGAUUACAUAUUUAUUCCAGCUUUUACAAUGAUGGUAGGAAAAUACAGCCCGCCAUUACAAGCAAAAAUAAAUAAAAAUUUUUGCUGAAAAAGUUAGCAACCAGCUUUCAGUUCCUACUGUAAUGAAUACACUGUGUGACAUUCAGCAUGAGUUUGCAUACUGGAAAUACUGUACGCCAGUUUCCUGAAUCAGACACAGAUAGCAGCGCAACUGAAGGUGCAGAAUCAUCCAAUGGAACGGCGGCACAAAGUCAUAGUCAGUUAUCUGUAAAGCCGGUUGGCUCUGCAGCUGCUAGAUUCAAAAUCCGCUCUGCUAAAACACUUACUACCAAGGACCUCAGGACAAAAAACAUUUUUUUCGAGGGUGGAAAAGUUGAAGGCUCGAGCCAGAAAAGUGAUCCUAGUAAGGACCUCAAUAAAGCCUGUACUUCUUCUGCUAGUUAUACCCACACUAACACAGAUGACAAAGAGACAGGUCAAAUUUUAAGUAAGGACACACGCAAGGACUCAACUCUUCCCAACAGUUCUGAGAAGGGUGAUGUGAGCGCUAAGAAAUUAAACACUCAAGAAGACAAGAGUCAGGCAGCAAGUGACAGGAGCAGAGGAGAUGAGUUGAAGAGACUUUAUCAGACAAACAAAAGCAAAAGCUUAGACUGGAGAGCAGGACAUGGCAACAGACCUGGGAUGACUAGUGGAACCAGAGAAUUUGACAAUUUUAGGAGGCGAUCUGAUUUAGAGAGUUUAGAGAGAACAGGCACAAAUGACAAGAUAACUUCAUACACGCAAGAGAAUCAACCCAGUGGUGUUUCAUGGAGGAUUCAAGCUUUCAGUGCAGCCAAUCAAGGUGAUCAGAACAGUGACAGAAAGGUUUACCCAAUCUCUGGAUCUACAUCUGUGAGAAUGAAACGGGUAAAUUUUGCUCUGGUACGGGCAAACAGUGGCCAGUCACUCCCAUCCAGAAUGAAACCAAGAUUUAGCCAAGGUUCUAUUGCAGAAGAUAGCAGUCUCUGGCAAGGUGAAUCAAGUCUUGAUCAGACGGACAAUAGAAAGGGAUCCUGGGCCAGAGAGCAAGGAUCUUCCAAUGCUGAGGAAGUAACUGGAAAUCAAACAAUAAAGGAAAGAAUUGCAAAACUGUUAGGGACGGAUGCCGACUCUGACCCACACUCAAAGGAUUCAACCAGAUUAAAACGCAGCAAUACUGUAAAUUCUGAUAAAUCAUUUCCCAAAUCUAUGGACAUGGUGGACUCUACUCCAAGUCACAGGAAUACUGACUAUGUGUUUGGAACUUCUUUAGAUUAUACUGACAGCCAACAGGGGAAACCUUCUUACGAUACAGAAAAAGCUGGAACAUUCCCUAGAGGGUUUUCAAAAACAUACUUUGAUCCGAAGCACGAACCCUCUGCCAACAGGGAGAACAGAAAUGAUCAAAGGGACAAUUCCUCUGGAUUAAGUUUUUCAGUGUCAUCAAAACCUAAAUGGAGUAAAGAAACGUCUUCUGUCAAAAAACCUCAGGCACUUCUGCCUGAUGACAAUGAAGAGACAAGCAGAACGUGGUUUACAGGGUCUUCAAAGCAUUGUAGUCAGUCCUUAGAAAGGACCAAAAGUAGACUGUCAACAACUGCUCAAUACAAUGCUCACAGGAACCAGCCUGACAGUUCAAGCAUCUCCAGCCAGGGUGUCAAACACCUGUUAACCACUUCUGGAGAAAUCAAGGAGGAAAUUGGCAAUGACAAACAAUCAGAUAAAGAGAUUACAAAAAGGCUGGACAUAAAUGAAAACAAGUAUCUUAGUGGUUUGCAAGAUGGAAUCACCCAAACUAAACACCCACUAGCCUCAAAAGGAGCAGCACACAAUGAAAUCCAUAAAGAGGAAGAGAAUGACAAUGUAUUCACAGGUAAAACUAAAGGAAGGAGAGGAGAAAAUGUGCUAGAAAAGUCACGUUUAUCGUCCUCGGAUUCUGUGAAGAAUACAAUCAGCAUGUUUGAAUCUUUGACUCAACAAAGCAAAAGCACACCAGAGGUUCUUCGCACCAGGAGGACCUUUUCUGUACCAGAGCAUCCCAAGCCUGCAGCUCUAGUGAAGAAGAGUGAUUCAGACAAAAAUCUACAUUUUGGCAGUGUUGUAGGGGACACAGAAAGCAUAAGAACAAAUUUCUUUAGCAAAAGCAAUUCUAAUGAGGAGACUGAACGCACUCUAGACCUAGGUAGAACUCCUCAUUCAAAUUCCACAGUCAAAGUAAGACCAACAUUAGAACAACACCAAGAGACACACAAUAAGAGUGUUGAGCUUGCUCCAGCAUUAAAACAAAUGAAUGAAUCAAGAACUGACCACGGUAUCAACAUGAGGGAUGAAGAUGAAAGGAGGACUGUGAAUAAAAACCAUACGGAUGAACCAGAUUCUGCCAUCACUGCCCACUCAAGGCUCAGAGACAUAGGGGCAAUGGAAGAAAAAGCAAGAAUCCCAUCAAUCUCUAAACAGUCAAAGGUCAAAAGUUUAUCAAAGCAAAAGUCAACUAAUGAAAUAGUUGAUGAUGAUGUUGAAGAUGAAAACACACCAACUAACUCACCUGAUACAGCCCCUCUCACAGUUAACAUUCAAAACCAGAUUAGCCCUGGAGCUGUAACAAUCAAUGGUACCCAUCCCAAAAUGCUGCCCGAUCAUUUUCAAACUUCUCCCCCUAUAACAAUAUAUUCCUCAUUCAAUAAUUCUAAUAAUAACAACUAUGAAACAAGGACGGAUUUGACCACAAUGACUACUAGCAUGGCUAGGUGGAGCUCUGAUGAAGAAGAAGAUGAUGAUGAGGAAACAGACACUGAAGAAGACUCUGACUCAGGAGAGUCUUCUGUGACCAUCACAAGCAACAUGAGCCAAUCAGAACGCAGAAGUUUCUCUCUAAGUUUUGUGGAACUAUGUAAUUAUGGUGGAGUGGACUAUAAACCAUCAGAUGAAUGGUUGUCAGAGGAUGAUGAAGAAUUGCCAUCCAGACGCUCUGCGUCCUUGAGCUCAGACAUCUCUGCCUUCUCUUCUGUGUCUCUACUGAGCACUGAUGAACUGGAUCGCUUACUGGAUGAUGUCAGAGGCCUGGGAGAUGACACCCUGCAGAAAUAUGAAGAUGUGCAAGUGGUUGUGUUACACAAGGAGGUGGGGAGUGGCUUAGGAUUUACCUUGGCAGGUGGAGUGGAUCAGAAUAAACCAGUCACGGUCCACAGAGUUAUAGCAGGUGGAGUAGCCGCACAGGAAGGCUCCGUCUUCGAGGGUGCUCAGGUGCUGUCGAUCAAUGGCACUGCCCUGCAGAAUUCCGCCCACUGGGAGGCUCUGCGUACAUUGAGAAAAGCGAGGGGGCAGGGCAUGGCGGUGGUUGUUCUUCAGAGCGUUAACAGCAGAAAGGAGUCCACUGAAAGUCCAGGAAUCACAGGCAGCAGAGUCCGUGUGAUUCUGAACAAGUCCAGCUCUGAUCUUGGCUUCAGUCUGGAAGGAGGGGUGGGAUCCAGCUCAGGAGACAAACCCCUCACUGUACAAAAAAUAUUCCGUGGUGGACCAGUCAAUGAAGUGUUUCCUGGAGAUGAGUUGUUGGAGGUGCAGGGUCAGAGUUUGGUGGGUAUGAUGCGUCUAGAGGCUUGGAACCUCAUCAAGAAACUGCCCCCUGGUCCAGUGGAGGUCUUACUACACCGUCCUCAGCAGUCACGUUGAAGACCUCUACUUUCCUUCUUGCACCACAAUUCUCAAAGCAGUUCAGUCAUAAUUUAAACACUGUUUUUUCUAUAAGGAUUUUUGCUGUUACAGGUUCUAUGAAGUUAUAUGCUUCCAAAUGUUCAGCUCUGCAAUUAGGAAGUAUCAUUAAACAUAGUGUUUUGAAGUGUUUUUUUUUUCUUCACUGAUAUUAGAUAACUAUGAAUUAAUACUGUCAAAAUUAAGGGCAUAAAAGCACUGGAGGCCAAGAGGUCAUAUCACUUAUUUUAAAUAAUGUUUAAGCUCUCACAUUAUGUAACUAUUAAUGUAAUAUUGUACUGUAAUAUUCAGUCUAUAUCAGAAGCCAUUACAUAUUUUUUUAGUUUUUUAAUGCUACUAUGUAUAUGUGUAUAUGUUGUCUGUACAGCACAAAUCCGUCCCAAUUAAAAAUAAUAAUUCAUAUUAAAGACAAAUCAACUACAUUUCUUUCACAUGGGAUAUUUCUAACAUUUACAUUAUUUUUGUUUUAUUUUUUUAAUAACAGAAAAAUAACAGAAAAUCUAUAAAAAAAAAAAAUAAAACAUAAUUUAACUGUCAAUCAGAAGAUGCAUCUUUUACAGAAAACUAAUUUGAAUGAAAAUGAAUUGCUUUGCUUACAGAGAUCUUUCAGUAUUACUCCAGCUCACAGGUUCCAUCCAUACCCUUUCAUGCCCUUUAAAUACAUAAA
Messenger RNA from Onychostoma macrolepis, 4859 nucleotides. RefSeq lists its product as uncharacterized. Gene Ontology annotation, biological process: induction of positive chemotaxis; leukocyte chemotaxis. The record is from RefSeq and is a predicted model, not a curated record. Lineage: Eukaryota; Metazoa; Chordata; Actinopteri; Cypriniformes; Cyprinidae. Gene Ontology annotation, molecular function: cytokine activity; CD4 receptor binding.